UCAUUUGAGGCACAUGAAGAUGGUGCUGGUUCCAUAAUUUUUAUUCUAUCUCUAUCCUUCUUUCAUUAUUUUCUCUUUUUAUCUAUUUGUUUUAUUUGGCAAUCUAGAGAUGGUGCUGUCCUAUUUAACAGUAUUUUAGAAAAUAAAGCAUGAAGUUUCUUAAAUAUAGAUGGUAAAUCUAUUAUGUAUGUGAUAAUACAAAAAAUGUUAUAAUUGUAAUAUUUAAGCAAUAAGAAUAAGAAAUUGUGUAUUAAUUAAAUUUUUUUUACUUAAUUUUAAUAAUCCUGAUAUUAAAUUUAUAAAUAAACAUGAAUUCAGUAAUAAAUUCUUGUAAAUUAAUAAGCAUAAGAAUAAAUAAGUUUGGAGGUUAUUUAUACCGAGGAAUGGCAACUAUUGAUGAUUAUAAAAUUAAAUGGGUACGGCCAGUUAAAAUUUCAUCUGUAGAUCCUCGGAAAAGUGGUGAUUUAGGAUUAAAUGUACCUAUAAAACCAACUGAUAUUAAACUUUAUUAUGAAAAUUCAAAAGAAUUGGAAAAUGCAAAUGAUCUUGUAAAGAAAUUAUUUACUUUGGAAUUUCAACGAGGCAAAGAAACUAGAAAUUUAUCAAGAGAGAAAAUAAUAGGACUUGUAAAAAGACAUAUUUGUGAUCGAGGUUCUCCAGAAGUCAAAAUUGCUGCAAUGACUGCUGAAAUACAAUAUCUUCAAAACCAUAUGAAAAAUCACCCAAGAAAUAAAAAGAUAAAAGUAUUUUUAAAAGAAUUAAUUGAUAAAAGACAGAAGCAUCUUAAAUUAAUGCGAAAGUGGGAUUAUAAACGCUUUGAAUGGCUUCUUGAACGUUUAAAUCUCACAUACACUGUACAACCCGAAAUUCCUGGUAAAGUGUCGAGAAAAGACGCAUUAAGAAAGCUGACACGAAAUUAUUGUGAUGCUAUUAUUCAAGAAAAAUUGGAUGCAUUUAAAAAAGAAUUAAAAGAACAACAAAAAAUAUUUUAUGCUGAAAAGGUUAAAAAACUGGAAUAUAUUUUAAAAGUUGAAAAAGAAUAUGGUUUUGAACUUUCUGUAACACAAGAAGAUAUUGAAGCUGCAUUAAAAAAAGUAGAAGAAUUAUCAAAAGAAAAUGUAUAAAUAAAUUUUUUCUAUAUUUUUUCA
Apis cerana (Asiatic honeybee) is the source of this 1148-nucleotide messenger RNA. RefSeq names its product 28S ribosomal protein S15, mitochondrial (gene bonsai). Gene Ontology annotation, cellular component: ribosome; mitochondrial small ribosomal subunit. NCBI's taxonomy places the organism in Eukaryota, Metazoa, Arthropoda, Insecta, Hymenoptera, Apidae. Gene Ontology annotation, molecular function: RNA binding; structural constituent of ribosome. The record is from RefSeq and is a predicted model, not a curated record. Gene Ontology annotation, biological process: mitochondrial translation.